AUGGUUUGUAAGAUUCACAGCAUCUCUUGUGUGCUGAUCUUCUCUCUCUGUCUCUCUCUGUCUCUCUCUCUCGGUGUUGCACUUGGCGCCACUUUUUAUGGGUUAAACACGUCGUUCAAGUGUGAGAAACUCAAGGCCGUCUCCACGACAACACGACAGACAGAUCUCCACAGGGGUUUGGGCCUCAAGGAUCGGCACCAAACGUCGACGGUCCCAUCCUGUUGUGCGCGCGUGCGCGCCGGCCAUUGCGCGCUUCUGCUGCAUCCACCGGCUGGCUCCGCCGAGCCCGAAUGCACCACCAUGGCCGAUCGACCCGUCUCGCCCCGCUCUCGCCGGCGCAAGGCGCGCAACUCGGCCGCCCAAGAAAGCGAGCUGUCCAUGUUUGCAGACGAGGCCGCUUCCUCCUCGGGUACCCCUGUCCCCCUCGAUGAGAAGAAACCCCUUCACGAUUGGGAUUCCACCAGCAAACACCAUUGGAUCUCGGGCGUUUUUGACAAGAGCAAAGUCUGCUUUCGGUGCACGCGUCCGCUCGGUGUCAAAGCGCUUAGCUUGCAGGCACGCGCCUAUCGCUGCUCGCUGUGCAAACGCUACAUUCAUCUGGAUUGCCUCAAGAACCAGUUUGAUGUGUGGGGCACCUGCGAUCUUGGCGAGUUUGCUCCCAUCACCUUGGGCCCUGAGGAGAUUUGUCUUCAGCCUCUCCUCUCCGAUGUUGUCAAACCGGGUGUUGCCGGCGUGUGCUUGACGGCCGACGACAUUGACAUGAUUACAAGCUCGGGCCACAGCGGACUUCGCAAAGCCAGUCUGGAUGCCAACCUCCAACAUCGUGCAUCCACCGGUUACUUGUUUGAGCGCACUAGCCCCAUGGGUCGAGGGUCAGAUUUUGAGCUCGGUCGACGCGUCUCGCCCAUUCGCUCGCGCCAGGAAUCAGACGGCUCACUCACGGCACCGGACGACGAGGAUGCUGUGUUUGCGGGCUUCAACGUGAACCGCCUCUCCGACUCUCAACAACAAGAGUUUCGGGCGAGCAUGCGCCGUGCUUCAGCCCGCAAGGCCACAGCACAUCGCAGGGCACACAUGCAGGCGGCUCGCGCCUUGGAAGCGGCAGAUCGUGCAGACUACCAGUUUCACAUUCAGCCUCGGCCGGAAACGUUCCCUCUUCUGGUCCUGGUCAACCCCAAAUCUGGCGGUAAUCAGGGUGCCAAGCUUUUGCAUUCCUUUCUCUACUACCUCAAUCCUCGACAGGUGUACAACCUCAUGGCCACAGAUCCCGAUACUGGCAAGGUGCAGGGGCCCGGGCCGGCGUUGGACCGCUUCAAGAACGUUCCCAAUUUGCGGAUCCUAGUGUGCGGCGGUGACGGCACCGUGGGCUGGGUUUUGGCUGAACUUGACGCAAGGGGCAUGGACAAAGACAAAAUUGGGGUCGGAACUAUUCCCUUGGGCACGGGCAACGACCUCGCUCGUUUUCUCAAGAUGGGCGGCGGAUAUGAGGGGGAGUCAACCAAGAAGCUGCUUCACUGGAUCAUGGGCUCACUUGUCAUGCAGCUGGACCGAUGGUCCUUGACCUAUCGACUGCGCGAUCCUGCCCCAACAGCGGGCCUCAGUGACAUACCGGUCGCCGUGGAGCUCCCGCUGAUCGUUGUCAAUAAUUACUUUAGUUUUGGCUCGGAUGCUUUUGCCACCCUCAGCUUCCAUUUGGCCCGGGAACGCGACCCGGCCAAGUUCAAUUCACGCAUUCACAACAAAGCCUACUAUGGCUUUCAAGGGGCCAAGGACAUUUUCCGGCAUCGCUACAAGGAUCUCUGCGAGACUUUGGAACUGGAGUUUGACGGGCGUGACGUGACCCAAACCGUUCGGCGACAGGCCUUUGAAGCCAUUGCCUUUCUCAACAUUGCUUCCUACGCAGCCGGCACGCGACCGUGGGGCACCAAAAAUGCCGUCGAUGGAUUUGACGCACCCAGUUCCGAAGACCAGAAGCUUGAGGUUGUUGGCUUUCAAUCAGCGCUGGCCUUGGCCAAGGGCGUCAUGCGCAUUGGGCAUGCAGCCCGUCUUGCCCAAUGCCGGAGCGCAAAAAUCACGUUUCACGUCGAGACACCCGUUCAGGUGGACGGUGAGCCCGUCAUGUUGGCGCCGGGCGAGGUUGUCAUUUCUUUUAAAAAUCAAGCCACACUGCUGUGCCGGCCCAAGGGCCGCUUUCGUCGUGACUUUCAAGAAGGCUCGCGGCCGGCAGCGUUCCCCUUGACCAACGCGGUCGAGGCCGAGGUGGCGGAAGAUCGUCGGCGCGAGUCUGAUGAGGAGGAUGACGACAUGGAUAGUGAUGGUGACACGGAGCAGGUCGUUGCCGUGGCGGGGGCUGCCAGUCCUUCUCUCAUUGUGCGCGACGUCGAGGCUGCCGAGGCCGCCGCGGAGAGUGACAACAUGUCUGGUUUGGCUGACAAUGCGGCCAUGGCUGAGGUGGAGGCGCUGAUGGAAGGCGAAAUUGAAACACAUCGCCACCAGCCCGAUCACCUCUUGCCACCGGAGCCGGCUCACCGUGUAAUACUGCCCGUCUUUCUGGUAUGA
Molecule: messenger RNA, 2559 nt
Organism: Monosiga brevicollis MX1
Lineage: Eukaryota; Choanoflagellata; Craspedida; Salpingoecidae
Exons: 16
Coding region: 1-2559 (852 amino acids)
Biological process (GO): lipid phosphorylation; intracellular signal transduction; diacylglycerol metabolic process
Molecular function (GO): ATP-dependent diacylglycerol kinase activity
Source: RefSeq, a predicted model, not a curated record